This is a messenger RNA of Neodiprion fabricii, 3864 nucleotides long. Its product is annotated as sphingomyelin phosphodiesterase. Bases 298 to 2436 code for a protein of 712 amino acids. Gene Ontology annotation, biological process: sphingomyelin catabolic process; ceramide biosynthetic process. Gene Ontology annotation, molecular function: acid sphingomyelin phosphodiesterase activity. The record is from RefSeq and is a predicted model, not a curated record. Lineage: Eukaryota; Metazoa; Arthropoda; Insecta; Hymenoptera; Diprionidae. Gene Ontology annotation, cellular component: lysosome. The transcript has 10 exons.
UUCUUACUCCGCUUUUGCAUCACAUAACCUGUCUGCAUCGCGGUAUGUUUAAAGUUGCUAUAUGUGUAUAUAAUAGUAUUGUAAACGUGUUAGGCUACUUAUUGAGAUGUGCGAUUAAUUACCCAUGCGUAUUACCCACAAUCACGUGACUCUGAUGAAAUACACAAGAUGCCGUGAAAGAUGGAGGCACCUUAUAUUCAGAAAAGGCACCACCAGCAGUAGGAUAAAGACCGCGUGGUAUCGCGCCUGUGGGUCACAUAACGAUCAUAAAUAAAUACCAAAGAUUACAAAAAUAGCAUGCCAAAUCAAACAUGGAUGUUCAGAAGCGGCUUGAUCCUCUUCUGUUUAGCCGCCAUCCAAUGGCUGGCACUUGGAAGUCCUGCAAGAGAAAGAAUGAAGAGGGAAACGGAAAUAGCGAACACAAACUGGACGAGCCUUGCUGAUGAGUGGUUACUUGCUAAAGAAAGAAUUGCACGGAGAAUGAGUGUUCCGCUUCUACCUAACAGCAGCGUUAUACGCGAAUUUCAGGACGUACAAGUCGUCAUUAACAGAACAUCUCCCGAACAAAUGUUAAGACUGAACUAUUCGAGAACACUUUGGGAUCUGGAGUCUUCGCAAAAAAGUGGCCACCUAUCUGGUUUCGUCGACAAGGCACUGAAGCUACUAGAUCUUCGAAAAGUCAUGAUGGAGGUGGAGACCUCGGUGAUGUCAAAGGUCUCCUGUACUGCCUGCAAGGUCGGCGCCGGCCUCUUGCAGCACUACAUCAAGAGCGGAAAAACUGACGAGGAGAUCAUGGCCAGCAUUUACCAGUUUUGCAUUUCCCUCAAAAUUCAAAGCGCUCGAGUCUGCCAAGGCGUCACGCUGCUGUUCGGAGGCGAAGUGAUCUACGUUCUGAAGCAAAUCAGCUUGGGCCCCUCCCAGAUAUGCAGUUUUGUGAUUGGGGACGCCUGCGAUGACGCAUACAACCCUCAACACGAAUGGGAAGUGGCUUUUCCCCCGGUGAACAAGCCGCCAAUCCAACCACCGAUCCCUCCAACGGAAGGGGCACCGACCUUCAAGGUCCUUCACAUAUCGGACACUCAUUACGACCCCUAUUACCAGGAGGGCGCAAAUGCUGACUGCAACGAGCCGUUGUGCUGUCGUCUGACCAAUGGAGCGCCUCUUACCGCUUCCGGAGCCGCAGGAAGAUGGGGCGAUUACAGGAAGUGCGAUACUCCCAAGAGGACUGUCGAUCAUAUGCUGAAACAUAUUACGGAAACUCACUCGGACAUAGACUACAUAUUGUGGACGGGAGACCUGCCACCUCACGACGUAUGGAACCAAACAAGGGAAGAAAAUCUGAAAAUUCUACGUGACACUGUGUCGCAAAUGGUAGAAAUGUUUCCUGGAGUGCCGAUAUUCCCUGCGCUUGGUAAUCACGAAAGUGCUCCAGUCAACAGUUUUCCCCCGCCAUUCGUUCCGAGAGAGAACAGCAUAUCAUGGCUGUACGACGAGCUGGAUAAGGAAUGGAGAAGAUGGCUGCCAGCUGGAGUAUCGCACACGGUGCGUCGUGGAGCAUUUUACUCUGUAUUGGUCAGACCGGGUUUCAGAAUUCUAUCGGUCAACAUGAACUAUUGCAACAACAAGAAUUGGUGGCUGUUGAUAAACAGCACGGACCCAGUCAGCGAACUCCAGUGGCUGAUUUACGAACUCCAAGGGGCGGAAAUUAACGGAGAAAAGGUGCACAUCAUCGGCCACAUUCCGCCGGGACAUUCCGACUGCCUUAAAGUCUGGUCCAGGAAUUAUUACCACAUCAUUAAUCGUUACGAAUCAACGAUCACGGCUCAAUUUUUCGGCCAUACUCACUACGACGAGUUUCAACUAUUCUACGACACGACGGAUCUCGGUAGAGCUUUAGGAAUAGCUUACGUCGGGCCGUCUGUCUCCCCAUACAUCGAUCUCAAUCCGGGGUACCGGAUAUACUACGUCGACGGGGAUCACGCUAAAACUACCAGGAUGGUAGUAGAGCACGAGUCCUGGGUGAUGAACUUGAAGGAAGCAAAUCUUUACGACUACCCAAUUUGGCAGAAAAUGUACACAGCUAAACAGGCGUACCAAAUGGCAUCCCUGUUACCCCGAGACUGGGACUCUCUGAUAGACAAAAUGACGAAUGAACCGUCACUCUUCGAUCUUUACUACAAGCAUUAUUACAAAAAUUCACCGGUGAGGCCGGCCUGCAACGACGAAUGCCGCAAAAGGCUGCUGUGCGAUUUGCGAAGCGGUAGAAGCCACGAUAGAAAAGCACUCUGCCAGAGCUUAGAGUCGAGAAUAGACGGGGAAACCAGAACGGGAUGGCGAGCCUGGAUCUACAAUGGCUUAGCUUUGUCGUACGUACCAGAUUGGUUCUUCGGACCUUACCAAGCUCCUGAUGUUAUGACUAACGAAAUAGACGUGUAACAUCUGGUAGAUGGACUUGUUUAAUCAUCAAGCUUUCACUAGCUUUUUUUAUCACUAUACUGUAGAACCAUUUUUAUGGGUAGUUGGUAUACGGUAUAAACAAUUUUUACUGCAUUUUAAUACUACUCAUAAUUAAUACUUUAUUCAUCAUCGUUUUUAAGCUUGUAUAAUGUGACAAUAUUGUUAGCAAUCCAUUCACCGACGAUCAGAAUGCAAAUGUAUCAGUUUAAUCAUCGAGUAUAAAAUUGCAGAGUAAUUGAAAUUUGAUUCCUGGAUUAUCGGCUCGCAAUUGUUGAAAAUACGAUAUUGUACACUAUGCACUACAUACAUACAGUAUAUAAAUGUUCCAACUGUACAUAAGAUACAUUAGUCGAUAUUAACGCUUUCUUUUAUACCCAGUUAUUAGCCUUUGUUUCAAUAACCGACAAUUUUCAAGAUUACAGCACCUGUCACUGGAGUUUUUGAAAAAAUAAAUAAAUAAAAUCAACGAGAACUUGAAGUUUGAUUGUGAGUUGCAGGCUUUCUUUCGGCAGAAAAUAGAAGUUGGCUUUCGAAAAGAGGAGAAAGACUGAUACAUGAAAAGACUUGUCAUAAAUCUGUUUGGGAAACAAUAUAAAAUUGCGAAGACAUUUUUUUGCGAUUCUGGGUUUCUUGUGGCAAUGUGCUACGUGGACAAAGAUCUGUAUCAAACUUUGUCUAAAAAAAAAUCCUGCCUUUACUAUGGUGGAUGAUAUAAUAUAUGGUGGCGGGUUUUAAAAUAGUUAAGAGCUCUACAUAACUUACGACUUAAAUGAUGUAAUAAUGCUUCAACCUAGAUUCGUCCUUACAGAGUAACUCAUUAUACACCUUUUAUAUAUAUAUAUAUAUAUCAUUCAAAAUUCACGCGUUCUACACUCAAAUACUCAAAUAAUAAUCAAUUAUACAGACGUUAAUUCCGUUUCAGUUUUGUUCGAAAUUCUAUCCUUGUAAAACUAUCCACUUUUUUGUUAGCCACAUGAAUUUUGUCCUUUCGUAAAAUAUGGGAUAAUUUGCAAGUGAAAUAAAUUUUUAUAAAUAAAAAAGUUACGUACAAAUGACUGUACAAAAUUUUAAUGUCUGCUCCAAUCAGUGUAAUAAUAAAUUAUUUUUCAAAAACUUGCACACACUUUUAGAUCGCGAAAUUAUUCCGAGAAGCAUUCGAAAUUUUUUUUAAAUCUUUGAGUGAGGUGAAAUCUUCACGAGUUGAAGAAUACACACGGAAUUUAUCAUUUAAACACUUCACUUCACGACUGCAGAAGUUUGCAAAUAUCCAACAUUCGAUAAAUAUUUCCAUUCUGUUCAACUUCACCGUACGCGUAAAAUUAAAAAUUUGACAUACUCGAAUAUACAUAUUCAAGUACAAGAAAAUAAUUCGGAUAGGGCCGAAUGAAAAAAAAAAUGUACAUACAA